AUGGGGUUCCUGUCCACAAAGAGCUCCCUGUUGGCUUUCCACCUGGGCCUCAUAGCUGGCUUCAUCAGCACCUUCUACCUCAUCGGCAACCUGAGGUUGGGAGAGCUGCCCCAUCCUGGCACUCUGACACCACGUGGCUUCAGGGAUGCCGAGUGGUUUGUGGAGAAACUGGCUCUCUUCCGUGUGGCACACCCACACCUGGCAGGUGAAGAGAGCAGCGUCUCCGACGAUCUGUACGAUAAAGUGCGGAUCCUGUGCUGGGUGAUGACCAGCCCUAAGAACUUGGAGACAAAGGCCCGCCAUGUCAAGGCCACCUGGUCCCGCCACUGCAACAUGGUCCUUUUCAUGAGCUCGGUCCAAGAUGACAACUUUCCCACCAUAGGUCUGGGAACUAAGGAAGGCCGGGACCAACUGUACUGGAAAACCAUCCGGGCAUUUGACUACAUCCACAAGUACCAUUUGGAGCAGGCGGACUGGUUCCUCAAGGCGGACGAUGACACCUUUGUGGUGGUGGACAACCUACGGUGGCUCCUCUCCAAUUACACUCCCGACAUGCCCGUCUAUUUUGGCAAGCGCUUCCGGCCCUUUGCCAAGCAAGGCUACAUGAGCGGGGGUGCCGGCUACGUCCUCAGCAGAGAGGCCGUGCGGCGCUUCGUGGCGGGCUUUGAUUCCAAGGUGUGCAGCCACACGACUUCUGUGGAGGACCUGGCUUUGGGUCAGUGCAUGGAGAAGAUGGGUGUGGUGGCUGGGGACUCCCGCGACUCAGAGGGCAGAGAGACUUUCCAUCCUUUUGUGCCAGAGUCCCACCUGAGAGAGAAGUUCUCGAAAAGAUUUUGGUACUGGAACUAUUGCUAUUACCCCAUCGUGGAGGGUCCUCAGUGCUGCUCCGACCUGGCCGUCUCCUUCCAUUACGUAAACUCGGAGUUGAUGUACACCCUGGAGUAUCUGACCUACCACCUCCGUGCCUACGGUUACCGGUACCGGUACAAUCCGCCUUUGUCUGAGAAUGCAGCUCAUCUGCAGCCCCAUCCACAAGGAGUGCCCCUGGAGAGGACUAAUACUACCACAUUGCAGACUGAGAAGAGAUUGUAG
This is a messenger RNA of Euleptes europaea (tarantolino), 1092 nucleotides long. RefSeq names its product glycoprotein-N-acetylgalactosamine 3-beta-galactosyltransferase 1-A-like. The record is from RefSeq and is a predicted model, not a curated record. Lineage: Eukaryota; Metazoa; Chordata; Lepidosauria; Squamata; Sphaerodactylidae. Gene Ontology annotation, molecular function: N-acetylgalactosaminide beta-1,3-galactosyltransferase activity. The transcript is spliced from 3 exons. The coding region runs from base 1 to 1092 and encodes 363 amino acids. Gene Ontology annotation, cellular component: membrane.